GUACAACAUUGCCCAACACACCCACUCACGAUGCGCCAGAAGCGAGCAAAGGCCUACAAGCGCGUUAUGGCGCUCUACGUCUCGGCGUUCAACUUUCGCCAGCCGUACCAGCUCUUGUUGACCAACGACUUCCUCCUCGAGGCGGGCAAGCAGCGCGACAACGACGUCUACAAGAUGCUCAAGGACGUGGUGCAGGGCGAGACGAAGCCAAUGAUCACACAAUGCUGCAUCCACGCGCUGUACACGCUCGGCAAGGAGCACCAGCCCAUCGUCGACCUGGCCAAGAAGUGCGAGCGGAGGAAGUGUAACCACCGUGAGGCGAUCGACGCAUGGGAGUGUGUCAAGGAGGUUGUCGGCGCGACCAACAAGCACCGCUACGUCCUCGCCCUCGGCAGCCCGAAGCUCAUGUCGUCGCUGAACCACGUGCCCGGGCUCCCGAUCGUGCACUUCAACCCGCGCGGCGUGCUGGUGUUGUCACCACCUACGCAGGCGACGAUCCGUGUGAAGAACGCACACGAGGAGGAGCGGCGCGUCGAGGGCGCCAAGGUGCUCGACGGCGUGGUGGACGGGGACAACGUCGUCGGCAGCGCCGACUCGGCCCCAGCACAGAGGUCACGCAAGGCCAAGGCGCCGAACCCGCUCAGCAUGAAGAAGAAGAAGGCCAAGGCUGAGCCUGUCGCGGCCGCGGCCGAGGGCAAGAAGCGCCGGCUGGAAGAGGACGAGGGGGAGAAGGACGAGCCCGCCGAGGAGGAGGGCGGCGAAGCAGAUGCCGGCAGGAGGAAGAAGAAGCGCAAGCGCGGACGCGGCAAGGGUGCCGUCGCUGGCGCGAUCGCCGAGCUCAAGGCGGAGAUUGCGGCCAAGGGCGGCGUGGUGGCCGGAGACGCUGAGGGCGCCGAGGCGAGCGGGGCCGAGUCGGACUAGACUGGUGUAGGCGCGCCGAGGUGGGCUAGACAGGUGUAGGUUCUAUUGCAUGUACUUGUGUGAGUGAGGCGUGCGUCAGCGG
Vanrija pseudolonga is the source of this 1003-nucleotide messenger RNA. It is a transcript of the gene utp23, whose product is annotated as rRNA-processing protein utp23. Gene Ontology annotation, molecular function: small ribosomal subunit rRNA binding. Gene Ontology annotation, cellular component: nucleolus; small-subunit processome. NCBI's taxonomy places the organism in Eukaryota, Fungi, Basidiomycota, Tremellomycetes, Trichosporonales, Trichosporonaceae. The transcript is spliced from 3 exons. Bases 31 to 921 code for a protein of 296 amino acids. The record is from RefSeq and is a predicted model, not a curated record.